AUGGCGGAUGUGUUGCCUACUCUGGCAUAUUUGCAGGCGGACAUGCAGGCAGCAGCGUCGUUCAGCAUGAGGGAGGAGGAUACUUGCAGGGUGUCCAUCCGAAAGUCUGCCGCUCAAAGGCAGUGGCUUCCGCAGGAGGUGAGAUCUGUCCUGGUCAGCAGCAGAACUCACGGUUCAAAGCUGGCAGCUGCUCUACGGGCCCGGCUGUUGGGUGAAGAUGGGGGCGAAAGCUACCGGUGCCUGGAGCUGAAGAUGGCCGGUAAGAGUGCAACCAAGGAGGCAGCUAUCGCCACCAAGAUCCUUCAGAGGUUUUUGCCCAAAGAGCUCGAGAUUAGCUUCAGGGCCCGCUUUGAAAAGUUCGAAGGCUACCGCGCACGAGGGCUCGUGCUGACCAUCGAGACCGGAAGCCUUCCCGAGCAGGCCGAUCCAGAAGGUGAUCCUUGA
Messenger RNA from Symbiodinium sp. CCMP2592, 444 nucleotides. The record is from the annotation of a GenBank genome assembly. NCBI's taxonomy places the organism in Eukaryota, Dinophyceae, Suessiales, Symbiodiniaceae.